AUGCCCGAUUCAAAAUCCAUCAUCUGCACCGCCGCCGGCAAGCUGGAGAUUCAGUCCGUGCCCAAGCAGAAGUUGCCGCCAGGCUAUGUUCUUGUCAAGACCAAAGCGGUCGCCCUUAACCCUACGGACUGGAAGGCCAUCGAUAACCCGGCUGGCUUCGCCAUAGGAACACGUCCCGGCGUUGAUUUUGCUGGAAUCGUCGAGGAAGUUGGGCCUGAUGUGACAAAGGACUUCCAGCAGGGCGACAGAGUGUGCGGCGUAGCUUUCGGAACGAAGGACCGUGAUCAUGGGGCUUUUGGAGAGUUUACCAUGACCAAGGAGCACGUCCUGGUCAAGAUUCCCGACCAUCUCAGCUUUGAACAGGCCGCCACUCUGGGAGUCGGCGUCACUACCUGCGGGCAGGCCUUGUACCAGCUCCUGGACUUGCCUCUCCCCCCAGCGGCCGCAUCCGAGCCGCAGCAGACGAUUUUGAUCGGCGGAGGAAGCACAGCCACGGCAGUACUGGGCAUCCAGUACGCCAGGCUCUCGGGGCUGCGCGUAAUUGCGACGGCUUCUCCUUACAACUUUGACUAUCUACGUUCUCUGGGCGCUGAGGUACUUCUCGACUACCACGAGCCCGUCGAGGAGCUGGUGAAAAAGAUUAGAGCUGUCACAGGCGAUGACCUUACUCGGGCCUGGGACUGCUCUCCAAAUGAGCAGUUCCCUCAAGUCGCCGCCCUCUCUCUGAGCAAGAACAGGGAUGGCAUCUACGCCUCGGUGAACCCCCUCACGCCGCCCGACCUCCUUCGGGACAAGAAUCCAAAGGUGGAAGCCAAGUGUCAGCUGGGCUACACCGCUUUUGGAGAGUCCUUUGAGCGCGGCAAGAGCAAGUUCCCGGCGUCGCAGGAAGAUGCCAGGUUUGCCGGCUCGUUUUGGGAGCUGAGCGCAAAGUUACUUGCUGAAAAGAAGCUGCAGCCUACGAAGCCCACUGUCGAUCAAGGCGGAAAGGGACUGGAAGGUGUGAUUGCAGGAUUGGAGAACCUCCGUCAAGGCAAAGUCUCUGGCACGAAGCUGGUCUACACGCUUUAG
Molecule: messenger RNA, 1068 nt
Organism: Akanthomyces muscarius
Lineage: Eukaryota; Fungi; Ascomycota; Sordariomycetes; Hypocreales; Cordycipitaceae
Exons: 2
Coding region: 1-1068 (355 amino acids)
Molecular function (GO): oxidoreductase activity, acting on NAD(P)H
Source: RefSeq, a predicted model, not a curated record